GCCUCCGCCCCGCGGAGACCGAGCGGCUGGAGGACGAGGCGGCGGCCGCCGGGAGGAGGAUGGGGGCUAACCAGUUAGUGGUGCUCAACGUGUACGACAUGUACUGGAUGAAUGAAUACACAUCAUCUAUUGGAAUUGGAGUUUUUCAUUCUGGAAUUGAAGUGUAUGGCAGAGAAUUUGCUUAUGGUGGCCAUCCUUAUCCUUUUUCUGGAAUAUUUGAAAUUUCCCCAGGAAAUGCUUCUGAACUAGGAGAAACAUUUAAAUUUAAAGAAGCUGUUGUUUUAGGGAGUACGGACUUUCUAGAAGAUGAUAUAGAAAAGAUUGUAGAAGAACUGGGGAAAGAAUAUAAAGGCAAUGCCUACCAUUUGAUGCACAAAAACUGCAAUCAUUUUUCUUCAGCUUUAUCAGAGAUUCUUUGUGGGAAAGAGAUUCCUCGCUGGAUCAACCGACUGGCCUACUUCAGCUCCUGUAUACCCUUUCUACAGAGUUGCCUCCCAAAGGAGUGGCUCACUCCUGCUGCACUGCAGUCUAGUGUCAGCCAAGAGCUCCAGGAUGAACUGGAAGAAGCAGAGGAUGCAGCCGCAUCCGCUGCCAUGGCAAGUGCUGCAGCUGGUGCCAGAACUGGGCGUCACACUAAACUAUGAGCAUCUCCAAAGCCACACCUUCAGAACUGUCUCUGGCUGUUGAAUAUCACUAGAGAAAAGAAAAUAGAGUAAAUGUCCUUUGGAUAUUUUGUAUGCAAAGAUGGCUCUCCCCCAAAUCCCAGUUUUUCAGCUCAGGAUUAUAUUUGUAGUCAAAAACAAAAAACAAACAAACAAACAAAAAUCACUUGGCGCAGGAGGGAAAACUUUAUAUGAAGCUGUCCUCUUUUUUUUUUUUAAUCCACUUGUAAAUUUGGAUUCACUUCCUCUGUUUUAUAUGAGCUCUGUUAAAUUACGUUUACAGUAUUUUGUAUCACUGUUUACAAAUCUUGCAUGGACUUCUGCCACCAUGAAAGAAGAAAACCUUCAUCUUCAGAAAUUAGGCAGGUCAUCUUUGUACACAUUCUGAAAAUCACCAGAACUACAGCAUAAAGAGUAGGCACUUGAAGAGGUACUUACAUGGUUACAGUUCCCAUCACCUGCUUAAGAGCUGUAUGUUAGAUUUGUAUUUUUUUUGUUACCAUUUUUGGUGCCCAGAUACAGGGAUCCAAACUGGCCUGACAUAAAGGAGCACACAUAGCCCGAGGGCUUGGAGCCCUGGGUCGGUUCCACUCCACCCCUCCCCAUUCUGAGUAGCACAUUUCCCAAGGUGCCCGUGGAGCAGCUGGUUUCAUCCCAAAUACGCCACCUCAGCAGGGUGGUAUUCUUGUAUCUGCCUGGCGUGAUGCCUUGAUUCUCUAAUGAAGAUGUUUUCAUGGAAGAUACUCUUACAACUGACAAGUGUUUUUGCACGUGUGUUGGGGAGGGGCUUCAUUUUUAUUUUAAUACAUACUAAACUCCUCCCUGCCCAGGAUGUUUUGGGUGGGGCGGGAGUAUCCUAACCUAGCUUCCUGAGCAGCAGUAUGAACUGACAUUAAACUGCUUUUUAACUA
Arvicola amphibius (Eurasian water vole) is the source of this 1573-nucleotide messenger RNA. RefSeq names its product deubiquitinase DESI2. The transcript has a single exon. The record is from RefSeq and is a predicted model, not a curated record. Bases 60 to 644 code for a protein of 194 amino acids. Lineage: Eukaryota; Metazoa; Chordata; Mammalia; Rodentia; Cricetidae. Gene Ontology annotation, biological process: protein deubiquitination. Gene Ontology annotation, molecular function: deubiquitinase activity.